UGAUGGGAUAAAUCUAUGUUUUCUCAGAUGACCCAUACACACUAUGUUCACGCAGAAAGUAGAUUGUUGAAGGAUGUGAGAUAUAAAUACUUGUUCGUAGUGUUUCGUUGCACGUUUGGUCGUAAACGUAAAUCAGAAGGUCUGAAUGUGAUUAAAAAACCGUGAGGACUCUAACUAAUGUGUUACCUUUAAGGUCUAAAUUUUUAAAUUGCCAAUCGAUGUUUCGCGUAAGAUUGGAGGGUCAACAAUACGUUAUAAAAUCUUACAACAUGACUCACAACCAUCCGUGUACUAGUUCGUGGAUGGUUUGUGAUCCGUUGAGUAGACGAUUGUCAUCAGAAGAAAAAGAAAACUUGAAACCAGUUAUAUUGCACUGUCAGUCGACGGACGAAGUUAUCGAAAGUAUUAAGGAAAGAACAGGUAAGCAGGUGACCGCUGCUGAUGUCAAAAAUAUGAAAGCUGAACUCUCCACUGGUAAGUGUAUAUAAAUAUAUUUCAGGUUGGACUCGGAAGCAGGUAUUGCAGAUGAUGCGACAAAACGGUCAAGUUAGAGAGCAUGCAGAAAAUGGAUCUAUUACGGCGGUAUGCUUCAGCAGUUAUGAUCAGAUACGGCUGUACAAUCAAUAUCCCGAAGUCGUGUGUAUUGAUUCUACUUAUAAAACUAAUAAUAAAAAGUGAAUAUGAUUUUCGUUUUGUUCUACUAUGUAGGUAUUCAUUAUUCCAGUUAGUGGUAACAGACAAUUGGGGUCGAGGUCGAACUGUUAUGUUUGCAUGGACAAAAAAAGAAAAGCGUGCUGAUGUUACGUGGAUUUUGGAUAAAUUCAAGGAGAUAAUGGGUAACACGACCAAAACAGAAACAUUUGUGAUGGAUUGCGCACGAUCUGAAAGCGCGGCUGUCCGUAUAACACACGGGCAUGCAAACAUUAUUUUGUGCGCCUUUCAUGUGAUUCGCGCUUUCCGGAAAAAGGUACACCAAUGGUUGGUUACAUAAAAUUUCUUUUAGACAAAUGAUAAAAUACUAAAAACCUACUUGACUCGACUGGUAACCGCAGAAACGGUCGGAAGAUUUAAUCAAUAUUACAGAAUAAUAAACCGCAGAGACAGUGAUAGGCCAGUACCUAUCACGUUUCUGGAUGCCACGUAAAACAAUGUGGGCGCGUGCCUUUUACGGCAGUGUAUUAACUUUGGGUAACAACACGAAUAAUCGUGUUGAGUCAUUAAAUAGGCAGAUUAAAAGAUAUGUACGCAAAAGCGACAGCUUGCACAAAUGCAUGUACAAGGCUUUUAAGUGGAGUUCAAUGACAUUCUCUAGAAAAAGCAUGGAAGACCAAAUAAUCAGUGGACGAACAUACAAUUAUGAUGCUCCACAGCGUCUUAUACCCUUGCUGAACAUGUUGACCCCAUUCGCAAGAUCCAAAGUGUUAUACGAACUAAAAAAAAUGCGUUUCGUUAACUUAGAAUAUGAAAGCGGCGAGUGGUUGUUUAUGCUUGACCGCGGACAACAUUACGAAGUAGAUGUAAGUAUUUGUGAAUGCAUU
Schistosoma curassoni is the source of this 1538-nucleotide messenger RNA. The record is from the annotation of a GenBank genome assembly. NCBI's taxonomy places the organism in Eukaryota, Metazoa, Platyhelminthes, Trematoda, Strigeidida, Schistosomatidae.